UGACGGUUACAGUGCCAGCUCUCUAACUACCUGUCUGCGAUACCGUUUGCACUACUGUAUUUGCCUUCUCAGGUUUCAGGAGUGAUCCUGUUGUUGUUUUUCUCCACAACGCAGAGUCAGCUUGGAUGGAUGGACACACAGUACCGCUGUGACACGAGAAAGACUUGACUGUGUUGCAUUGCAGCGACAAAGAAAGACUUAAGUGUGUGAAGAAUGAACAGCAGCCACCAGGAAACAUCAGCAGACAUACAGGAGACAGAGUUUGGGAGUCCUGCCCUGUCCAAACAGAGGAGGAUCAUCCACUUCUCCAAUGGAGAAACUCUGGAGGAGGAAGACAGUGAGGAGGAGGAGGAGCAGGUCUCAAACAGACCUCCCUUCUUGGAACCUGCAGAGAAGGCUAGGCUGUCAUUCAAGAAUGUGGCCAUUCUAGUUGGGAGGAUUUCACUGCUGACUUGCGAUUUCCUUGGAGAGAGACUGGCUGGUGCACUAGGAUUGACUGCAGCCAAAUACCAGUACGCUAUAGAUCAGCAUCAUCAAAAUCAGAAGAGAAAAAGCAGCAAAGCCACAGACAACCUGAUGGAAGGACAGGCAGAGACGAUCCAACUCUCUCCUGGACUGGAUGGGAGUCAUUAUGGAGCUACAGGAGAUAUGAAAUGCCUUGCUAAAUCCCAGGAGAGCUGCGAUGAGAAACAUAUGGACACAAGCAGAGGAUGUCAAAACAGAGCCUAUCAGGCAGAUGAGGUUACAGAGGUGUAUAAGAACGGUGAGGAUGAGAACCCAAUCCUAAACCUGGGAUCAGAUGCCAACUUAUUUGAAGGAGACAUUUUUGUUCCACAAGGAAAGAAUGCCAUGAUUGACAAAAGAUACAGAUGGAAAUUUCCAAUUCCUUACAUUCUGGGUGAUGAUUUGGAUUUGAAUGCCAAGGGCUGCGUCCACCAGGCUUUUGAAAUGUAUCGGCUGAAGUCUUGUGUUGACUUCAAGCCUUAUGAGGGAGAGAAGACAUUCAUCAAGUUUGAAAAGAGAGGAGGAUGUUUCUCCAGUGUUGGUGACCAGCAGAUUGGCCAGAUUCUGUCUUUGGGCACAGGGUGUGACCACAAGGCAGUGAUUGAACAUGAGCUACUCCAUGCUCUGGGGUUUUAUCAUGAACAGUCCCGAACAGACAGGGAUGACUAUGUUGACAUCUGGCUGGAUCAGGUUAUACCAGGACUUGAACACAACUUCAACAAAUACAACGAUGACUACAUCACCGAUCAAAACACGGCAUACAACUACGAGUCUGUGAUGCAUUACAGGCCCUUCUCCUUCAAUAAGAAUGACUCUAUCCCCACUAUCACCACCAAGAUUCCAGAGUUCUACAACAUCAUUGGUCAGUACCUCGACUUCAGCGAGAUGGAUACCCUAAGGCUGAACCGGAUGUAUAACUGCUCUGGUCCUCUCACCCUGCUAGACCAGUGUGCCUUUGAAUAUGCCAGCAUCUGCGGGAUGAUCCAGGCCUCCACUGAUGAUGCCGACUGGGUCCAUACCAAGAGCAGUGUGGGUGCUGAGGAUCACACACUUCUGGGAAAAUGCAGAGAUGCUGGCUACUUCAUGCACUUUAGCACCAUGACUGGGAAGCCUCAGGAGUCUGCUCUCCUGGAAUCCCGAACCCUCUAUCCCAAGAGGAAGCUUCAGUGUCUGCAGUUCUUCUACAAGAUGACAGGAAGCUCCAAGGACAGGCUGGUGAUCUGGGUUAAGAUGGAUGACGGCACAGGCACCGUUCGUAGAAUGAAGAAAAUACACACCUUUUAUGCUGAUUCUGACCACACAUGGAAGAUCGCCCAUGUCCCAAUGGAAGUAGGAGUAAAAUUCCGUUAUGCUUUCCAAGCUGUGCGCGGUGAUCCCUCUGCAUCUGCUGGUGGCAUCUUCAUCGACGACAUCAGCCUAACCGAGACACGCUGCCCCAACGGCGUGUGGAGGAUCCAGAACUUCUCCAAGAUCAUGGAAACGGCUGACCACGACACAUUCAUUGACAGCCCUCGUUUCUACAGCCCUGAAGGCUACGGUUACGGUGUCCGUAUCUGGCCACUGUCGACUUACGCUGAUUACACUGGGAACUACACAGGGCUGUAUUUCUUCCUGGCCAGCGGGGCAAAUGAUGUGGUGAUGCAGUGGCCAGCAGUAAACAGACAGGCCACCUUGGUUGUGAUGGACCAAGACCCAGACAUUAAGCUGAGGAUGUCCACCGCUCGCAGCCUCACAACUGAUAUGAGGAAGACCCCAGAUGGAAAGUUCUUUUGGGACAAUCCCGCCAAAGUGGGGACAUAUGACCCUUCCUGUGAUUGCUACAAAAGUGAAUCAUGGGGCUGGCGGAAUUUUGUCAAGCACUUUGACCUCAGGCGGCGCAAUUAUCUCAAGAACGAUGACCUCAUCAUCUUCAUCGACUUUGAGGAUAUAACAUCACUAAUCAACACAGAAGUGCCCAUUAAACCAAAGGAGUGAGGUCACACAAGAUUUUAUGUCAUGAUUAACUGCAGAUGCAACAUAUGCAGCUGAGAUGAGAAGAACUACCAGUGGAGAUGAAGAAA
Epinephelus moara (kelp grouper) is the source of this 2564-nucleotide messenger RNA. RefSeq names its product meprin A, alpha (PABA peptide hydrolase), tandem duplicate 1 (gene mep1a.1). NCBI's taxonomy places the organism in Eukaryota, Metazoa, Chordata, Actinopteri, Perciformes, Serranidae. Gene Ontology annotation, biological process: proteolysis. Bases 214 to 2478 code for a protein of 754 amino acids. Gene Ontology annotation, molecular function: protein binding; zinc ion binding; metalloendopeptidase activity. The record is from RefSeq and is a predicted model, not a curated record. The transcript has 17 exons. Gene Ontology annotation, cellular component: membrane.